Molecule: messenger RNA, 3799 nt
Organism: Gallus gallus (chicken)
Lineage: Eukaryota; Metazoa; Chordata; Aves; Galliformes; Phasianidae
Gene: LAMP5
Product: lysosomal associated membrane protein family member 5
Exons: 6
Coding region: 1962-2780 (272 amino acids)
Cellular component (GO): membrane
Source: RefSeq, a predicted model, not a curated record
ACAGAAUACUCCUUACAGGCUGAUUUCCUUGCAGGCUGCCUGUGGAACUGGCUGGCAGCGGUCAGCACAUCCCAGGGCUGCUUGGCUUUUAUCUUUUGCUAUGGAAGGCCACGCGAACGCUGCUCUGCAGGCUGGAAGUGGGGGUGCUGCCGAAGGUGUGGAACUUUUUGUUCUGGGCUCGGGGCUGUGGGUCAAGCUUGCCCUGCCCCUGGCACAGCUGCUCUCAUUCAGUGGCUCCCUCCGUACUCUCAUAGGUUGAGGGACAGCUGCUCAGCAUCAUGCAAUCAUUUGGAGGCUUAAAAGCUACCUCAGGAACGUUCAAAACUAAGUAGGGGGUUAGAGGAUGGAAUGGGGGUUAGUUAAAUGUGGUAGAUCUGGCAAAGCGUGGCAUUAAACUCCUAAGAGAAAUACAGUCUGAUGUGCUCAGAGGAUCUCCCGGAGAAGGUAAGAGCUUUUUUUCCUCUAAAUAGUUUCCUAUAACUGUUCUGGCUCUAUUAGGAGGGGUAGGAAUGAUUGGAAUUGAAUGGAACGAAAGGAAUUCAAUGAAAUAAUUACAGACAAUCAAUGUGUUUUUUCAGCAACUUUUUAUUUUGAGGAGCGACUUCUUGGCAGGAAAGCCCCUCUCAAAAUCCCUCUUUGCAGCUGUCCCCGGGUAGAGAAAGGGCAGCUUCCCAGAGCCAGCAGCCCGCUGCCAGAACUCACCUUGGGACCUCUCCCUGUGCACAGCGUGGGACUGCUUCCUGCAGGCUCCUUUUUCUGAACUAGGGAAAGGAAUUACUAGUGGACCUGGAUAAGGCCACGCACUCCAAAUAGCUGCUGUCCCUCUUGCUUUUUAUGGAGGAAAAAAAAAAUCCUACAUAGGUUCCAGUUCUUUAUUAGCUGAUCAUGAGACUCCUCUGGCUUGUAAGUUUUGGGGUGUAUGCUUCUCUUCAUACCUUUGUGGUCGAGGAUGGUAUCACGCUGAGGGCCACAGCACCCCCGAUACGAGGCAGGAAACUUAUUUCCAUGUCGCUGAGCGGCACGGGGAAGGCGAAAGGGGCGGCUGGGAGGGCCGUGCUGCGGCCAGCUCUGCCAGGAGCUCCGAGCCGGCUGGCGGAGGGGCUGGGGUAGGAGAGGGAACCGUUGUGAGGAAUCGGCGGCCUGUCCAGCUCGGGGCGGCCGUAGCACCGUUGCCUGCGCACCCAUCCCCUGUAGUGCAAGGGUCGGACUCUGCUCGGUGCCCAAGCGUGCCCGAAACGCCCCUGUGCUUCCAGCCCCAGCACGCCUCCCCGGUGGUGUGGGUGCUGCUGGGUGGUGCUAGCCCGAGAUCUCAGGAGUGCCCUCGGCCCUUUACGAAAGGGUGCCGGCUUCGCUCCUGCCAUCGCAGCACAAAAAUAGCUGCCCGUUUCGUUCUAAAUUAACACGCUAAGCAGCUGCUCGCCUUCGACGAAAUCAUUGCCGGUCCGUGAGCAGCCCGGACUACAUAACCCCUCCUCCAUCCGCGGAGCGCGGCCGCCGUCCCGGUUUAGCUGCGCUCAUCCCGCGAGCAGCGGCUCCGGCCGCGCUCAGCCCCGCUUCGGCCUCACGUCGGGCGGCCCCCGACCGCUCUGCCCGAGGUCCCCGCUCUCUGCCGGCAUCCCCGCGGGGAUCCCCGCAAACCCUCCGCCGUGCGCCGCCCGGGGGAAGCCCGGCUCCGCUCCCCGCACCGCCCCGUCCCUCGGCGUUGGCACCUCCAUCACCGCCGGCAUCUCCCCUCCUCCCUUCCUCCCCCUCCCCGCACACCCACACGCUCUUUCCCAUUCCCUCCUCCCCGGCACUCCGCAGCGGAGCGCUUUAGCAGCCUGCGCGGCUCCUCGGAUAGGAGGGGCUGGAGCUUUUUACAAAUUGUUUUUCCCUUUUUUGUUUUUUUUUACUUCCUCUCCUCCGGAGCGGACCCACUCGGAGCAGCCGCCGCCGCGGACACGUCGGGCCGAACAGGGAGGAUGGCCGCGGGGCGCCUCCCGGGGCUGCUCUUCCUCUUGCACGCCGCAGCUCGUCUGGCUGCCGAGCAAGAAGUUGAAAACCUCUCCGGGCUCUCCCCUAACCCCGAAAAGGAUAUCUUUGUGGUGCGGGAGAACAGGACGACGUGCCUCAUGGCGGAAUUCGCCGCCAAGUUCGUCGUCCCUUACGACGUGUGGGCCAGCAACUACGUGGAUCUGAUCACGGAGCAAGCCGACAUUCCGCUGUCGCGGGGCGCCGAAAUGAAGGGCAAGUGCGGCACCAACGAGUCGGAGCUGGAGAUCUCCUGGCUGGAGCGGGCGUACACCCUCAAACUCUUCUUCCUGAAGGAGGGGCACAACACGUCCCGCGGGCCGGAGGCUUUCUGGAGGCUCAGCCGGAUCCAGUUCUCCUACGACACCUCCGAGCGCACCUACUUCAAGGACGCCGUCAGCCCUGGGAAGCAUACAGCCAGCUCCCAUCGGCUCUCUGCCUUGGUUACCCCAGCGGGGAAGUCCUACGAGUGCCAGGCACAGCAGACCAUCUCCCUCAUCUCCAGUGACCAUCAGAAGUCUGUGCAGCUCUUGUUGUCUGAAGUCCGCAUCCAGCCCUUUGACAUCACUGCAGAUUUUGUCUUCAGUGAAGAACACAAGUGCCCGGUGGACCAGAGGGAGCAGUUGGAAGAAACUCUGCCUCUGAUUUUGGGCCUGAUACUGGGGUUGGUUAUCGUGAUAACCCUCUGUGUUUACCACAUCCACCACAAGCUCACAGCCAACCAAGUGCAAAUUCCUCGUGACAGAUCUCAGUAUAAACACAUGGGAUAGGCGACAGGACCUACAGGGACAGGACAGGACCAGCAGCUCGAAUAUUCAUCAGGUAGAAAAAGUAAAAGCAUUUUUUCUAUGGGAGAGAAAAGGUUAUGGGGGGGGAAGAGAUGGUAUUCACAACACCCAACUGCAGGUAUUUGGUGGAGAUGCAUGAGGUUAGGCUUUAAUAUAGUGAGUGCACAGACACAGCUGUCUCCAUAAGAGAACCAAGCAUGUCUGAUUUCAGGAGUCUGUCUGUGGCAGUAGGUGCUAUGAAUACCUUCUUCAUCAGCUGGACCAAACACCUGCAGACAAAUACUUCACAUGUCAAAAUCUAAUACUGGGGGCAAAAUGGUUCUGUUUCUUCCUUUUAUCUUUUUCUUUUUUUCCUCGAGGGUCUCUUACCUCCCCAUCGUGCUGCUCUGGGCGUGCAUUUGGCUUCUCUGUGUGCUGCCAGAGAGCAGGGCUGGGGGGACGGGGCCAUCGCAUGGACUUCAUUAAGGCCCUCUAAGAAAGGGGCUCAAACCACAUUGCUGGCAUUUGCACUCAUGUUAAGGAAAGCACAAAGAGGUACAGGGGUGUGUUAGGAAAAAAUCAGGCUGGGUCCUCAAGCUGCCGUAAACUGGAAUACUGCAAUAAGGCAGACUGCAGCCAGCUGAGGAACUGAAUGCUUGAGUGAAGAAAGUUUGGUUUUGCUUCCUGAGCCACAUCUGAAUUAAACUUAACAAAAAAAAACCCAGAAAAAAGUAUUGAUACACAACUAUAAAGUGCCAUGCUACUGCAAGUCAACAGAGAAAUGCUUCUGGCUGGGCAUCCUGCACGUGUUGUGAUUGUUGUUGAGAUGUCGCAUUGCUACCUGCAACCGAUACCUUCACAGUGAGACAAAAACAAAGGAAGAAGAAAACAGAAAUAUUCACGUUACUAUGCAGAUUAUUCAGGUAUAGUCUAACGUAACAAAAAGUAUGUAAGGAAACCCUUGGAAUCUAACCUUAAAUGUAGGCCAUUUUUAAUGAAUUAAAACAUGUACAUAUACCGUA